Molecule: messenger RNA, 1508 nt
Organism: Mollisia scopiformis
Lineage: Eukaryota; Fungi; Ascomycota; Leotiomycetes; Helotiales; Mollisiaceae
Exons: 1
Coding region: 37-1338 (433 amino acids)
Source: RefSeq, a predicted model, not a curated record
CUCACAAACACUCGCUGCCAUCUUCAAUAAUUCACUAUGAAGUACACCCUCGCAACUUUGGCUCUUGGUGGCCUCGCAUCCGCCGCAGGAAUCCCAAGAGAUACCUGCUCAUGCAAGUUCACUAUCACAGCAUCUGGAGGACAAUCUGGUGUUGUUGGUCAACUGAGUGACGGACAAAACCGUAUCGGAGGAGGCAAUCCCACUGGCGAGUACUGCAUCAACAACGGACAGAUCACCGAUUCCCAAGGCCGAGGAUGUAUCCUCACCCCUCCCACUACACAAUUCCAGUGCGAUACUGGAGCGACUCCAACUAGUGGCUUCUCCCUUGGCAGCAAUGGACAAGUGGAGUACAAUGGAUCCCAGACAUUCUACGCUUGCCCAGCCUCCGAUACCAUGUACAAUAUCUAUACAACGCCUGUCUCUGGCCAGACCAAGUGUGUUGAGGUACAACUCACUGCUAGCGGAUGCUAUGCUCAAUCUUCGUCCGCCCAAAGCAUGCCAGCUACGACAAUGAAGACCUCCAUGCAAAUGACACAGCCUCACACUACCACUGUUGUGAAGACUGUUCAAUCAUCUUGCCCCGCUCCCCAGACUGCUACCGUUACCCAAGUCAAGACAGCUGAAGCUUCUUGCCCUGCUCCACAAACAUCAACCGUCACACAGACAGUUGUGAAGACUGCUCAGGCCACUUGCCCAGCACCUUCAACAGUCACUGUCACUCAACCCGCUGCAACUCAACCAGCUUCAUCGAAGCCAGCCUCUUCCAAGCCGGCUUCUUCUCAACCAGCUAGCCAACCCGCAUCAUCAAUGGCAUCCAGCACUGCUCCAGCUACGACUCCCUCAAGCACCGGCAAGACCUGCCCCACCAACCUCAGUGGUGCAUACCAAUACCCCCACCUGAUUAUCCCAGUCAGCAAGAGCCAGCCCAACAAAGCCUGCGGCACCUCCUACGACGGAACAAUCACCUCAGACAUCUCCUCUAUCUUCAACUUCGACAUCCCAGCUUCCUACACGGGCACCUGCUCCCUCGUUUUCCUCUUCCCCACACAAGCCGAACUCCAGACCUCGUCCUACACCUUCUCCGGCAAUGGCGAGUUUGACUUCGCUCAAUUAAACACCGUUGCCACUCAAAGCACCGACUACGCCAACAUGGGCUCUGUCAAGACCGACUUCGGCACCAAGACUGCUACUCCUGGCUCUUCUGUUGUUGUCAGCACGUUCGCUUGCCCUGCCGGUCAAGCUGUCUCGUAUGAGAUUAGCUCGGUUUCUGGAAGCAGCUUGACUUAUUUCCAGGACUACAACCCUUCUCCUAUUGGCUUGUACAUCACUUCCUGCUAAGUGCAGUCUUGAAUCAAGAAAGAUUCUGAGUAUAGAAUGUUAAGAUGUUUUAAUCGUGUAUCAUAAUUCUCUGUUCAGCUUCCUUAGGAGGGAAAUGGACAUACUUUACCCACUUUCAUUAACGAGACACACGAUUUUGAGCAUCAUCAAAAGUUGUAGAUAGUAUAGAG